CCUCUUUCCUGUUUUGUCAACCAAAAUUUUGAAAUUCCACCACCAUGCUGGUGAGCUGCCCGAUCCUUUGUCCAGUUGAGAAACUGGUCACGGAACUCAAGAGGCACCACGUGAUACCCCGCCUCUUUGCCUGCAAGCCAACGAAGGUGAUCAGUGUGCUAUAUCCCUGCGAUAUCGACAUCAAACCGGGCAUUAUGGUAGUGAUUAAUGAGACGCUGAAGCAACCGAUCAUUCGGUUUAAGGCCGAUCCGGAACACUAUCACACGCUGAUGAUGGUCGACUUGGACGUGCCGCCGGACAAUAAUACGGAGUGGCUCAUUUGGAUGGUCGGUAAUAUUCCGGGCUGCGAUGUCGCCAUGGGUCAGACGCUUGUGGCCUACGACAACCGGCGGACCAUCCACGGCAGUAACAUCCAUCGAAUCGUCUUCCUGGCCUUCAAGCAGUAUCUGGAGCUCGAUUUCGACGAGACUUUCGUUCCCGAGGGCGAGGAAAAGGGUCGUGGCACCUUCAAUUGCCAUAAUUUUGCAAGGAAGUAUGCGCUUGGCAAUCCGAUGGCUGCCAAUUUCUAUCUGGUGGAAUGGUUAUGGCGAUGGACACCAACAUACCUCGUCUCGGAACAUGAAUUCGAACCUUCAAAUGGAAAUGAAAAUUAAUAAAAGCUCGAAGUUUU
Messenger RNA from Drosophila melanogaster (fruit fly), 670 nucleotides. RefSeq lists its product as uncharacterized. The transcript has a single exon. Lineage: Eukaryota; Metazoa; Arthropoda; Insecta; Diptera; Drosophilidae. The record is from RefSeq and is marked reviewed. The coding region runs from base 45 to 653 and encodes 202 amino acids.